Fusarium vanettenii 77-13-4 is the source of this 4608-nucleotide messenger RNA. RefSeq lists its product as uncharacterized. The transcript has 5 exons. NCBI's taxonomy places the organism in Eukaryota, Fungi, Ascomycota, Sordariomycetes, Hypocreales, Nectriaceae. Gene Ontology annotation, cellular component: cytosol. The coding region runs from base 1 to 4608 and encodes 1535 amino acids. Gene Ontology annotation, molecular function: heme binding; NADPH-hemoprotein reductase activity; FMN binding. The record is from RefSeq and is a predicted model, not a curated record.
AUGUCCCGUCAGUGGAACUUCACGCGCAGGUCAAAUGCGCCGCGGAUGCGCAUUCUCAGGCAUGGCGCAGCCUGGGGACAUCCACGCCGCAUUCGAUGUAUGUUUCGUCGAAACACUUACAAAGCAAUUGCUAAUCUUCUAGAUUCCACGGAACAAAAGUCAAUCAAUGAACUGCUCUACACCAGCUACCCCUCCCGAAAGGAAGUCGAUGGAGUCAAGAACCAGCUGGAACUCGACAACAUGAACGCCGACGACCACCAUCUUCUCGCCGUCGCCCUCGGAGCCCCAGCACGCCAAGUAAUGCGACGCGCAGAGGAGAUUGGACCCCAGACUGGAUGGCGCGAUGGAUAUCUCAGCGUCGAACACGGCUUCUGUCCUCCCGACUAUGAGGAACCCGUCAGUGCUCUUGCGAGGUCACCAGGAAGGAUAUGGUCCGAUUUGUGUGAGCGCAUGCCGGGAUGUUGCGCUCGAGGAAGAGUGAGGGAAGCGGUUGCUGCGCUGCCUCUGGUUGAAGGAACAGAAGAGUUCAUUCCCGAUCAAGCGCUUUGGGCUGCGGUUGUAGCUCUCGGUAUGCUCUGUUCCAUCUACCGAUUCGAAGACAAGCACGACGGAAAGGAUGGAGUCGCGAUUCAAACCAGCACAUCGACCAGGCCCCAAUGUCCUAUGGGUGAUGAUCUCUGCGAGGAACUGGUGGGUAUUCCUCUCUGCAUCGCUCUCCCAUACUUCCAGAUUUCACGAAGAAUGGGCAGGAUCUUGCCCCAUCUCUCGUUUCCCGAUCAGGCCUCAUACAACCUCAAGAUUCGAGACCCCAAGUCCAACUAUCCGUAUCUUGCAAGGUUCGAAAACACGGACCUCAGAUGGCCAAUGUUUGGAGAGAGAGCUGAGGUGGCGUUUCUUAAAGGAUGCGCCGAUACAUCUGCGUCGUUUCAACAUGGCCCAGAUGCAAUUGCCGCGUGUCAAGAGCACGUCAUGACCGGCAACAUUGAGGGCCUUCUCCACGAGAUGAUCCGCCUCAAGGAGAUUCUCGAGAGGAUGCCCAAUGCUUUCCACAGCAUCUCGCCAAACCCCAAUGCGGGAGACAACUACGUCUCUGCUGAUCGAUGGGUCAGAUGGGGACUCUUUUCUGCGCCCUUGUCUAGGCGAUGUCCGGCGGCUUCUGGUCUGCAGUUUCCCCCAUACCUGAUGAUGGAUGCAUUCUUGGGCCGAAAGACACACACAUCCUUCCUCGGCGUCGAGGCCGUCCAUCUCAGAGCAUGGCUCCCCUCCAACCACCGCGCCUUUAUCGCCGCUAUCCAAUAUCACUACUCCAUCCCCGAGUUCGUCCAAAGAUCCGGUGAUCCCCGUCUCAUGGGCGUCCUCGAGGGCAUAGUCGAAGCUUACGCCGGUGAACGCGGCUUCAUGGGAGUCCACCGAUACAAGGUUUUCGGCAUCCUCGAAAUCGCAGGCAAGACGGGACGCACGGCGACAAAUGGUCUUUCUGGGGCUGCUGAUGCGACGAGACCUUGGGAAGAGACUCAUAAACAGUUCUCGGAGGCUAUGAAGGAGCGACUUGAACCCUUUCGCGGAAAGCUCGAUAUCGAGCCUCAUUCCAUGCGUGGCACUUUCCAGGAGUGUCGAUACGUGACCAAAGUGGCUGGUUGCUCUGCCAUCGAUAAAGAUCCAAGCCGUUCGACUGCUCUGGUCACUCUUGAUAUCAGAGACACCGGUAUCACCUUUGCACCUGGAGAUCGCGUCGCUGUCAUGCCUCUCAACAGCUGGGAAGAGUGCGCAAAGAUGGUGGCAGCACUGGGCCUUGAUCAGCAUCUCGAAGAGCCAGUCGACACCACUGGCAUGUGGUCACGGUUCGAACAACAUUUGUCUUCUGUGAAGAGAAGCGCUCACAGACAACUGACGGUCAUCGACAUUCUCCGACGUGGUCACUUGGCUCCCAUCACCAAAGAGCUAGCUGUCAAGGUGCAUGAGUUGCUGCAUGCUUCGUCCAAUACGGUUCUGCAAAUUCUAGCGACUGAAGAGUGGCCUGUUGGUGGUUCUCUGGGCGAUCUUCUCCAGAAAGCCAUCACAGACACACCGCCCCAAAUCUGGGACAAGGCCUUUAGUCUCGACAACCUGGAUUGGCUGGCCGAGCUUGUGCAGCUCGAAGUUCCUCGCACCUACUCCAUCUCCAGCCACACCAACGAGUUGCUCCCAAACACAGUCGACUUGACCAUUUCUCGCGCCGAGUACAAACUCUGCUCCAUGUUUUCUCAAGGACAACAUAUUGCUCGGGCUGGCGUGUCGAGUGGCUUCUUCAAUCCUCACCCGUCAUCAGCCGAGAGCUCGAUCCUGUCAGACGAUGUCUUGCUCGGCGUGUCGAGGCCGGUUGCUUUCCAGCUACCCAUCGAUCAUAUGGCCCCCUGUGCAUUCUUCGCCGGCGGUAGCGGUAUCGCCCCCUUCCGAAGUUUCUGGCAGCACAGACUUCAAACCUCUGGUUUGUCCGGAGGCCGUAAUCUGUUGUACCUCGGAGUUCAGUCUCGUGAGAGAUUCUGCUACGAGAGUGAGCUUCGAAAGUUGGUCAACAUGGGAUUCAUGGAGGUGCAUCUUGCUUUCUCGCGUGAUCCUCGGGGUCUAGCAUACGAUGAUAUCCUCCGAGAUCUCGUGGAGAAGGAGACGCCUCCCCGCUACAUCGACUCUUUGAUCAUCGAGCAAGGUGCGACAGUCUGCGACAUGGUCAUGUCCAAGAAGCAGGGCGGUCUCGGAGGCUACCUCUACGUCUGUGGCUCAGUAUCAGUUUUUGACUCUGUUAUGAGCGGCAUUCGCAAGGCCAUGUACACCUACCGCACUGCCACAAUGGAGACUGUCGACCUCAUCAUCAACAAGGCAUUUGCAGAGCGACGAUUCAUGCUCGACGUUUUCAUGUCCCCCAAGGCCCUCCCCUGCAACCUCCCCACCAUCUCCCUCUCCAACCUGGCUCUUCAUACUGGCCAUCGCCCAGGAUCUCGCAUGUGGAUCGCCGUUCAUGGAAGUGUCUACGAUGUGACCGACUUCUGCCCUAUGCACCCUGGAGGAACCCUCAUCAUCAAGUCGAAUGCCGGUGUGGACUGCACCAAGUCGUUCGACAAUCUCGCGCACACCAACAAUCCCGAGGUAUCGAGUCUCCUGACAAGGUACUUCAUCGGUCACUUGUCUCCCAAGCCCGAUUACCACGGCGACACUGAACUAUCGACCCUUCAUGAUCUUUGGUCAGCUUACCUACGAGUCACCGUCGAGACCCUCGUGGCCCACCAAUUCGAGAUGCACGAGAUCAUGGGAGCUUCGAUCGACUCGCCAUCUGCUCAUGACCCCAACGGCAUCACCAACAUCUGGCUUCGCGAGGGUCUUCCCAACAUCAUUGCUCUCCGAACCUUUUACGGCUACCAAAGCCGUCUCUUGCAAGGCGGCUUCGCAGCUCUCUUCGGACCCAAGUUGGAGGAGCUCGUCCUUCGUCUCUCCUUCAGCUUUGCCAGCGCCGGUGGACCGGGAGCUGCAUACAAGCUACCUGACAUCCUUGGCACGAUUGCUCGAGCCAAGACAAGUCAAGACGCAGCUCACAGCACGAAGGAGAUCAGUUCCCUCGGAGACUUCAUCUGCGAUCCAAGCUCUGAGUUGCGUUUCCAAGAGCGGGGAGUCUUUUCCUACGCCACGAAGAGUGUGCAGCUUGACAUUGAACUUCUGGAGAAUCUCCGACAAGAAGCUUGUAACGGCAUGGACGCUUUUGAGAGCAUCGCUUCGGUGCUUGACUCUCCCGACAAGUUUGAUGCUGAUUCCACUCCUAUCGCUGCUUUGUCUGCCUUCCUCCUGCAGACUCUGGAGAGAAUGGCGCAUCGCUUAUCCAUGUACUACGCACAAUUGGCUCGCCUCUCUGUUUACCAGCCUGAGCUUGAGCACAACCCUGCCCGUACGCGAUGGGCUUUUGUCAGACGAUGCAUCCGCGAUGGCACAUUUUUCGUCCUCACUCAAGCUGUCGACACUGAGGCUUUGAUGGAUGGACAGUCAAACGCGUACUACAUGUCUGGGAAGUCGAGACAGAAGACUCACUUUGAGAACAUUCUUUCACAAGUCAACGAAAGAAUUAAUUCAUCUUCUGUGGAGGAACCUUCAAAGACAUUGCAGCCAACUUCAGUCAACGCGAUUCAUCACGAGAGGGGAAGAACCGUCACCAAGGACACGACCGUCGCCUCAGCUGCAUCUCGUCUGAAUGUCGGAGCGAUUGCGAGCAUGGAAAGCUUCAUGAAGAAGAACAAGACAGAAAUCCGGCGUCUUAGCACCAUGCCAAGCUCUCUAACGCCAUACCCCAACAUGCAAGGCCCACCAACACCGCCCAGCGAUGCAAACAUGGCGUUGCAAAUGAAGCUAGUGGGACUAAACAGAAGGCAGCGCACUCAAUCCACGACGUCCAUGCACAACUUCACGUCGGCCUCUGAGGUGAGGGAUUCGAGGAGGAAUAGGUCUGUCUCGGGCACUAGAAAUGCCUCAAGGGGGCGGUCGUUGGACCACGGACAUGGGAGGGAACCGUCGGCUAGUAGGUUGUUGGCGUUCAAGUUGGGUGCUUUGGCUGAGCAAAAACGAUCGAUGACAGCCCCAACAUUCUAG